UCUCAUACAAAAAUGUCCUAAUGAUUUGUUAUAUAAUUUCGGAACCGUCUUUCAAACCAGGGGGGCAGCUCCGGAAUUUGAAGCUACGGUUAGAGUGGGCGCCGUCCGGGUUUUAUGCAAGGGGUAUGAUCAGCCCUGGUUGGGGCCCAGGGGACGAUUUUUAAAAAAUUAUUUUUAAACGUUUGUAAAUAUAAGACCUGCAAAAUCACAGCAAAACUCCUGUCAUGUAGAAAUAUAUCUUUUUUACUUUUUUUCUUACGAAUGGUUGUAAAUUAAUCAGAUUAUUAAAAAAAAAUCAAGUUCAAUAGGACGAUUUACUGAUGAAGUUGAAAAAGAUAACCAUGCCCGCUUGUAUUGUACUCGUAUAAUAAACAUCAAAGAGUCAUUUUAAACGCUACUUUGUAAAACCAAUUACUUAAAGUCGAGUGACUGACACAUUUGAAUAAAAAAAAGAAUAAUUAGAAUAAUCAGAGUUUCCAUAUUUGCAAUAACAGUGGCGGAUCCAGAGAUUUUUUAUUCCAAUGAAUGAUAUUGUAUUUUUUGUUCAACAUGUAGGGAGAGGGUGAAUUAAGUUUUUAUAAACUGUGCCCAAUCCCGUUGUAAUAUUUGAUAUAAAAUAAAUUAAUGAAUUAUAAGAUAAAUCUAAUAACUCAUUUAGUAAAUGAGACAAAGAAAAGAUUAAUGGGAUGUCGAAAAAAAUAUGGUAUGAAUUGAUGAAAAGUGUAAAGGUUGCGUUGCUGAUGGAAAUACCCGCGAAUCCUCCGUCACAUGAUCAAUUUAGCUCAUGCGACUUUUUUAUCAAAUGGAAAAUGGAGGGACGAACUACAGCAUGUGUGAUAUGUGCUGCAAUAGUGAUGAUGACACUUCAAGAUUUUUAUACUUUUGCUAAAAUUAUGGAUGUUGCGCAGUGUCCAAGAUGUCUGAACAAACGUGGAGUUGUAACGUGUAAAACUUACAAGAACAAUUGUGUCAGUGUUUUCCUUAAUCGUGCCAGAACCCAAAUCCGUGAAAUUCGCGUCCCUAUGUGUACUAUCGAUAUUGUGGUCAACAGAAAGUGGGAGUCCCUUACUGACUUUCCAGUAGUGCGGGACAUUAGGGGACAUCAAUGUGCCAGUGUAUUCAAUAUGCCUACUGAAGAGUCCAAGAUGUUGGCCACCACUACAAUACCAUCCACUUCAUCAGCAAAUACACAAGGGAGGGCUUGGAUUGGGCCAGCGUCAUUGAAAAGUACAACUCAAGAUAUGCCUACUGAAGAGUCCAAGAUGUUGGCCAUCUUUACAGUGCCAUCCACUUCAUCAGCAAAUACACAAGGGAGGGCUUGGAUUGGGCCAGCGUCAUUGAAAAGUAAAACUCGAGAUAUGCCUACUGAAGAGUCCAAGAUGUUGGCCACUUCUACAAUACCAUCCACUUCAUCAGCAAGAACACAAGGGAGGGCUUGGAUUGGGCCAGCGUCAUUGAAAAGUACAACUCGAGGGUUACAAUUAUCUACCGAAGAAUUUGACGUGCCUGGGACCGCAGGUGUUUUUGCCUGGGCAGUUGUCACAACACUUGCCAUUAUUCUGAUUGUGAUAAGGCAUCUUUUGCUUUCGAAAAUAAAAUGCUGCUGUAGAAGGCAAGUCAACCAUCUUCCUAGAACACCAUCACCACCUUCAACACCGUGCACUCGUGAAACUGUAGAGCAGAUAAGAAUGCAUUUAUUGCACACACCAUCUUCCAUUGCUACCACCCCCAGCAGUUUAUCGGCGUCAACCCCCAACACAGUAGUUUCAGUAACUCGACCUCUCCUUGGUGAUGAUGACGAUGAACCUAUUUCACAACGUACCAGGGCUAAAAGUGUCGCAAAGAGACUUAGCCUGUAAUUUCUUUACUAGUUUUUCAAAGGGAUGAUAUUACUACGUUUUGAACUUUUUAAUGACUGUGUAGUGUACAAGUUUUGAAAAUGAUAACAGUAAACAGUUUUAUGAAUGUGUAAUCAGUUUAAAGUUGUGCAUUUUUUAUGACAGAUUUUUUUGGAAUUGGAAAAAGCAUAAAGUUUGGGACUUUUUGAACUGUUUAAGUUCCAUUAUUUUUCCUUUUAUUACAAAACAGAUUUGUUAAUGACAUAACAAUUUGAUGACAUUUUACUUUUUUUAAUGAAUGUACAUGUAGUACAGAGCAACGGUAUUGUUUAAGGACAUUGACUCGUUAGUUUUUCCUAUGGUUGCUUUUAAUGUUUUUGUAUUUUUUAUUUUUUUUUUUUUAUUUUAUGCGACAGUUUGUAUUUUACUUGAAUACUGAUCAAAGGAAAAUUUAAAGUCCUGCCUUUAUUUGCUGAUUAUUAUAAUUUACAUAUGACAGUGAUCAUUUGGUUAUUUUUGGGAUGUGCAAUUGAUGUAAAAUGAUGUUUAAAUUGAUUUUAACUGAUAAAUGUGAUUUACACUUAACAUUGAUCAUUUGCUUAUUAUGAUUGUGAUGUAUAAGUUAUGACAUUAGGGUUAAUUGUUGCAGCACAUAUUUCUAUAUAAUAAUAUUUAAUAUCCAAUAGUUAUAGAGUAUUAUGCUUAAUAUUAUCUACCUGUGAUAUAAUGCUGUUAAUAACAAUGCAGGUUUUAAAUAUUUUUGAACAUUUGUUUAGCUAGAAAUUCUUUUGGUUAGCAACUGGGUUUAAAGAAUAAGUUUGCACAGUUUGAUAUUAAGCAUGUUAAUGUCUAUUUAUAGAUAUUUUUGUCAAUAAGCCAGUAUAUUUCUUAACAUUGUUUUUACCUAAUGUCAUUUCUUUGAAAAUUUGUUAAGUAUUAGGAAAUACUUAAAAUUUUUGUUACAGGAUUUUUGUUAAUAAAAAAGUAUUCUUUCUA
This is a messenger RNA of Ostrea edulis (European flat oyster), 2834 nucleotides long. RefSeq lists its product as uncharacterized. The coding region runs from base 687 to 1859 and encodes 390 amino acids. The transcript is spliced from 6 exons. Lineage: Eukaryota; Metazoa; Mollusca; Bivalvia; Ostreida; Ostreidae. The record is from RefSeq and is a predicted model, not a curated record.